AUAGCUCCGAUUGCAACAAUCUGGAGCCGGGUCGGAAUUAUAUUGAGGAAUAUUUGAUUCUCCAAGUACUUGUAUUUGACUUCAGUUUGAAGAACAAUUAAUUCCUUACAUAAACCCCACUUACUUGGAUCAUAGUCAUGUUAGGAGGAGGAGAAGAAGUUGCAAUAGAUGCAAUUAAACAUGCUUUGAGGGCUCUUCGGAAACGGCAGUUGGUUGAGGAAGGAGCUCAUGGGCCUGCUUUUGUUGCUCUUUCUAGGCCCUUUAUUUUUCAGGGUUCUGUGUGGAAGGAGAAAGCGGAAAAUCUUGAGACUGAACUUCAGCAAUGUUAUAAAGCUCAGUCCCGAUUGUCGGAGCAGCUUGUUGUUGAAGUGGCUGAAUCCAGAGCUUCAAAAUCUUUGCUUAAAGAGAAAGAGGAGUUGAUUGCCAGUUUGCAGAAUGACCUUAGUCAAGCAAGUGAAGAGUGCACUAGUCUGAAAGAACUUUUAGAAGAAAAGACACGAGCUGUAGAUUUGGUCACAAGUGAGAACCAGGAACUAAAAGCUCAACUCGAAGAGACGAGGGUCAGAGCUGAUGCUGCUCUGGCUGAAAAUAAAAUGCUAAUUGACCGUUGGAUGCUGCAAAAGAUGCAGGAUGCUGAAAAGCUUAAUGAGGCAAAUGCUAUCUAUGAAGAUAUGCUUGAUAAGGUUAAGGCGAGCAGUAUAGAGCAGCUUGCAAGGCAGCAAGUGGAUGGUGUGGUUCGCCAGAGUGAAGAGGGUGCAGAGUAUUAUGUGGAGUCUACUAUUCCUACAACAAAUAAAUAUAAGAUCCCUGCCCAUCAAGGCGGCUGUGCUGCCAUGGUAUUUGAGUACAACUCUAACAAGUUGAUAAGUGGAGGGCAGGACCAGACUCUUAAAUUGUGGGACACAAAUUCCGGUUCCCUCGGUAGAACGCUGCAUGGUUGUCUGGGCUCUGUUCUUGAUCUUGCAAUCACCCACGAUAAUAAAACCAUUAUUGCUGCAAGUAGCUCAAACAAUUUGUUUGUUUGGGACAAAGAUUCAGGUCGGAUUCGACAUACUCUGACAGGUCAUGUCGAUAAAGUAUGUGCUGUAGAUGUGAGCAGGUUUUCAAAUCGCAAUGUUGCUAGUGCGGCUUAUGAUCGAACGAUAAAAAUUUGGGAUAUGCAGAAAGGUUAUUGCACUAAUACAAUUAUUUUUCCAAGUAACUGCAAUGCACUUUCUUUUGGCCUGGAUGGACUUACUAUAUGCUCUGGUCAUGUUGAUGGUAAUCUUCGAUUGUGGGAUGUCCAGACGGGAAAGCUACUAAGUGAAGUGGUUGCACAUUCACUUUCGAUUACCUCAAUAUCUUUAUCAAGAAAUGGAAAUGUAUUAUUGACAAGUGGGAGAGAUAAUGUUCACAACUUAUUUGAUAUGCGAACUCUAGAGGUUUGUGGGACACUACGAGCAAGCGGGAACAGAGUGGCAUCCAACUGGAGCAGAUCCUGUAUCAGUGCAGAUGACAGUUAUGUUGCAGCUGGUUCAGCCGAUGGAUCUGUCUAUGUUUGGUCAAUAUCACAAGCUAAAAUCGUAAGCACUCUAAAGGAACACAAUUCUUCUGUUCUCUGCUGUUCAUGGAGCGGGCUUGGAAAACCACUGGUCACAGCCGACAGAAAUGGAACAAUUUGUACAUGGACUUGAAUGAACUUCUGAAAAUCAAGUUCCAGUACAUCACGCAACAGUAUGCUUGCAAGCCAAGUGAGGUAAUAUCUUCAAUAUUUACACCCACGCCCCGUCUGUUAAUCCAGUUACAUGAUGACACCCGAAUAAAACCGAUCUAUCGAACCAAAUUAUCAGCCAAAAACUCAUGAUUUUUACUGGAUGAUCCUGAUUCCCGAUCUCAGUAAUAGCAAUAGCACCCGAAUUCAAGAGAGCUUAUGCCGAGAAACUCAUGAUUCUUACUGGAUGAUCCUGAUUCCCGAUCUCAGUAAUGCAGAGAGUUUAUGUAUACCGGAUACGAUCUCGUUUUAGAUAUUUUUACCUUAAUUCACAUUUCUGAUUUCUUCGUGACAUAAUAUCCGUAUCGAUCAGUUAUCUCGGUUUCAA
Messenger RNA from Daucus carota subsp. sativus, 2078 nucleotides. RefSeq names its product autophagy-related protein 16. Gene Ontology annotation, biological process: autophagosome assembly. Gene Ontology annotation, cellular component: autophagosome membrane. The record is from RefSeq and is a predicted model, not a curated record. Gene Ontology annotation, molecular function: protein binding. NCBI's taxonomy places the organism in Eukaryota, Viridiplantae, Streptophyta, Magnoliopsida, Apiales, Apiaceae. The transcript has 6 exons. Bases 138 to 1673 code for a protein of 511 amino acids.